Molecule: messenger RNA, 1739 nt
Organism: Glycine soja
Lineage: Eukaryota; Viridiplantae; Streptophyta; Magnoliopsida; Fabales; Fabaceae
Product: two-component response regulator ARR18-like
Exons: 5
Coding region: 390-1499 (369 amino acids)
Molecular function (GO): DNA-binding transcription factor activity; DNA binding
Source: RefSeq, a predicted model, not a curated record
AAUUAUUCGUUUACUCAUUUCAGAGAGAGAGAGAGGGAGAGAGAGAGAAGCUAUUCUAACUUAUAAGUUCUGUGUAAAGAUCAAUCUACGAUUUAGAGUACUUUCACUAUCUGGGUAUCAGAUAUGUAUAUACGGCUUGUCAUCGAUUUAUGUAGCCAUAUAUCAUAUGGUGUUGCUAAGAUCAAGGGUUUUUUGUUCCAAGCAUAGAGGAGGAAGAACAAUAGUAGGAGUUGCAAGAAAAACUAUUCAAUUUUGUGAAUAUUUGGUGGUUUAAUUCCACCAAUAAUUAACAUAUAGAGUCAUAGAGGAAAGAAACUGUUUCUUUUCUCUUCCUGCUGCUUCAAGUUGUAAUCUUAAAAUCCAGUUUCAAAGGCAAGUUUGGAAGGAUUAUGAGGAUGGAAGAAGAGAGACAUGGCUCAUCGGAAUGUUCAAAGACAAGCCCUUCUAACGAAGAAGAUUGUGAAGAAAGUGAGGGCUAUGAAGAUGAAAGCAAGCAAAACAACAAUAAUGGAGGAAGCUCAAGCAACAGCACUGUGGAAGAGAACGAGAAGAAGACAACAGUGAGGCCCUAUGUUAGAUCCAAGAUGCCAAGGCUACGUUGGACACCUGAUCUUCAUCUUCGCUUUGUUCAUGCUGUUCAAAGACUUGGAGGACAAGAGAGAGCAACCCCAAAGUUAGUUCUUCAGUUGAUGAAUAUCAAAGGUUUAAGUAUUGCUCAUGUCAAGAGCCAUCUACAGAUGUACAGGAGCAAGAAGGUAGACACAAAUCAAGUAUUGGCUGAUCCUAGGUUUCUUGUAGAAACUGGAGACAGAAAUGUUUACAAUCUUAGCCAACUUCCCAUGCUUCAAGGCUAUAAUCCAAGCCAAAGUUCAUCAUACAGAUAUGGAUAUGGGGAUGCUUCUCUCGCUAUCUAUGAAAACAUGGUGCACAGGCCUUUCAUGAAUAGAAGUUCAUUAGAUGAAUCUGGAGCUGAAUUUUGUGGCAGCAGAUUAACUGAGAGAAUCCAUGGGACCAAUAGUAACAUCAAUUGGACUCGUAACAUGUUCCAAGCUGAUUCUUCUUCUAGUUUCAAUGAACCAUCAACAAGCAAAGUCCAAGAACCAAAACAUAAGUUCUUCUCAUUUGGUGGUAAUGAAUCCUCAUGCACACAAAUCAAAAUGAGCCAGGUUGAUCUACAUCAAUCAACUCAGCUGCAACCAGGUGCACAAGAGCUCAUGCCUAAUAAUAAGUUUGCAACAAAUGAGGUGGAACUGAAGACCUUGAAAAGAAAGGCUUCAGAUAUUGACCUUGAUUUGAAUCUGUCACUUAAGUUAAAUUCAAGGGUCAAUGCUGAGAACCAAGGAAGCAUGGUGGACCAUGAAGUUGUUGAUAGCAAUCUAUCACUUUCUUUGUGUUCACAAUCCUCCUCCUUUAGCAGCAACAGGUUGAAAAACUCACAAGAUCACUCUAAGGAGCAAGGGGAAAUUAUUAGAGCCAGUGCUCUGGAUCUAACUAUAUGAAUGAGACAAACUCUAAGUGAGAUCCUGAGGUACCUGUCAGAAAUUAUGCAUAUUGUAACCAAUUAUUACAUUUAACUGACACAAAUAUAUUUUCUUCUUGUCUCUAUAUGAACAGUGAAUAACAGUUUGUCUACUAUUAAAUAGUGGCACUAGCUAGUUGCUAAGAAUCAUUAUCUCGACACCAGUGUUAGUAGUUCUACACUUCUGUCACAGAAAUGCUAAAAGAGAAAGUUCAGACAA